AUGAAGGGACUCAGAAGUCUGGCAGCGACAACCUUGGCUCUUCUCCUGAUGUCUUCUUUCCUGGGAAACUCUAGGAGCGCCCCGCAGGGACUGUUUGAGAGAAGGAACUGGACUCCUCAGGCUAUGCUGUACCUGAAAGGGGCCCAGGGGCACCGCUUCAUCUCCGACCAGAGCCGGAGGAAGGACCUCUCCGAUCGGCCACUGCCGGAAAGACGAAGCUCAAAUCCCCAGCUGCUAACUCUUCCUGAGACAGCAGCCCUGUUACUGGCUUCCUUGCAGAAACCACAAGAAGAUGUAGAAGAAAAUAUUGAUCAAACCAGAUACCUGGAAGGCAGUCUGCUAAACUGGUGAAGAUAUACCAAAUUAUGUUCAAUUAUAGUUCUAUUCUGUUGAAAAUAUGAACCAUGUGAAUAAAAUGCUUGGCCCUUUUU
Nycticebus coucang (slow loris) is the source of this 431-nucleotide messenger RNA. RefSeq names its product spexin hormone (gene SPX). NCBI's taxonomy places the organism in Eukaryota, Metazoa, Chordata, Mammalia, Primates, Lorisidae. Gene Ontology annotation, cellular component: cytoplasm. The coding region runs from base 1 to 351 and encodes 116 amino acids. The transcript has 6 exons. Gene Ontology annotation, molecular function: neuropeptide hormone activity. The record is from RefSeq and is a predicted model, not a curated record. Gene Ontology annotation, biological process: positive regulation of gastro-intestinal system smooth muscle contraction.